AUGAGCGGCGAGAAACCACCGCCGCCGCCGCCGCUGACCGCCGUCGAGGACGACGACGCCACCUCGCUCGAUCGGCGCGUCAGAGAUCUCGCGAGCAAGCUCGAGGACGGCGCGUACCUGCGCGCGAACGCUCCCGCGCCGGGCGCGAAGAGCAUCUACGACGACUUCGAGGCCGCGCUGAAGGCGGCGCCGCGGCUGAGCCCGGACGACGACGCCGCGGGCGUCGCGAUCAACGCGGGCGCGAUCGCGGCGGGGCAGACGAAGGCGACGAGCGCGGGAGUCGUGGACCUCGCUGACCUCUCCGCGUUCGCCAACGCCGACGGCGUCGGCGAAGAAGUCGUCGCGCUGCAAGACGCGAGCGACGAUUUGUUCCAGCGCAUGUUGCGCGAUAAGCCGUCCGUCCCCGCGAAAGGGAGCGACGUGCUGGAGCACGUCGCGAAGCAGAUGGGGUUCGACGGCGUCGCCGCGGACGGCGUCACGGAGGGCGGGACGCGCGGCGGCGGCGGCGGGGCGGGGGGGGCGGGAGGGAAGGACGACGAGGAGCUGAAGGGGAUGAUGGCGACGCUGUUGGCGCAGCUCAGGGAGGAGCGGAGACAGGGGUAG
This is a messenger RNA of Micromonas pusilla CCMP1545, 603 nucleotides long. RefSeq lists its product as uncharacterized. Bases 1 to 603 code for a protein of 200 amino acids. NCBI's taxonomy places the organism in Eukaryota, Viridiplantae, Chlorophyta, Mamiellophyceae, Mamiellales, Mamiellaceae. The transcript has a single exon. The record is from RefSeq and is a predicted model, not a curated record.